ACUGAGUUAGGAUAAUUUAUAAGUUGGAUGUGGCGGCGGCUGGAGGGAUAAGUAAGUGGCGAUUUCCCGCUUUACAACGCGUUUAUCUGAAUGUGAGGUGUAUUUAUCGACUGGGGAAACAACAAACAAAGAACCCAGACAUGAAUCUAGAUUUGAAAUGGAUGGUAGUGUUAAUCGUAUGUCUAGCAUCUAUUCACAGUACACGUGGUCAAUGUUCCUCUCAUCAGUUCCAAUGCACAAAUCGGCGAUGUGUUCCUUUAACGUGGAGAUGCGACGAAGAUUUUGAUUGUGAAGAUCACUCGGACGAACAGAAUUGUGACGUUAGGACGUGUUCUGUGACCGAGUUCAAGUGCGCCAAUGAAAAAUGUAUACCUAGUAGAUGGCAAUGUGACAACGAAAACGACUGUGGAGAUAUGUCUGACGAGGAUGCCAAAAUGUGUCGAAAUAAAACAUGUUCUCCAGAACAAUUCUUGUGUCAUUCUUCAAAUGGAGUCUGUGUACCCAUGUCUUGGAGGUGUGAUGGUCAAGAAGAUUGUGAUGAUGGAUCUGAUGAGAAAGAUGGCUGUCAUCAAAUAACUUGUACAGAAGAAGAGUUUUCUUGUAAAAAUAACAAAUGCAUUACUAAAAGAUGGUUGUGCGAUCAAGAUGACGAUUGUGGAGAUGGCAGUGAUGAAUUAAAUUGUCCUAAUGUAACGUGCUCUAGUUCAGAAUUUAUGUGCAAAAUUGGAAAAUGUAUACCUAUUCGUUGGAAUUGUGAUGGUGAUAUAGAUUGUAUCGAUGAGUCAGAUGAGAAGGAUUGUCCUGCUGAUGCAAUAAAAUCUCCCUGCAGUUUAGGAGAAUUUAUGUGCAAAAAUCGCAGAGAUUGCAUUCAUGCAUCAUGGCACUGUGAUGGAGAAGUGGAUUGUCCAGAUAGUUCAGAUGAAUUUAAUUGUAAUGCAACUUGUCGUCCAGACCAGUUUCAAUGCAAGGAUCAUCAGUGCAUUCCUGGUCCAUUAGAAUGUAAUGGACAAAAGGAGUGUCAAGAUGGAUCUGACGAAGAACAUUGUCCUUUGUUGAUUAAAUCAUGUGAUCUGGACAAAGAAUUUGAUUGUGGUAGCAAUCACUGCAUUCCUUUAAACUUAGUCUGCAAUGGUAAAAAUGACUGUGGAGAAUGGGAAGACGAACCCAGAGAUCAAUGUUAUCAAAAUGAGUGCUUAAAAAAUAAUGGAGGCUGUUCUCAGUUGUGUGUUGAUAAACCUGUUGGAUAUAGUUGUGAAUGUAAUAAAGGUUUUCAAUUAGUUGAUAAUAAAACAUGUGAAGAUAUCAAUGAAUGUGAAAUACCUGGUUCAUGCUCCCAGAUUUGUAUUAAUACAAAAGGAAGUUAUAAAUGUGCAUGUCAUGAAGGUUACAGUCUAGAACCUAGUUCUCAUCAUCGUUGCAAGGCACAAGAAGGACAUCCUUCUUUGCUUUUUGCUAAUCGCCACGAUAUAAGAAAAAUCAACCUUGAAACCCUGGAAUAUAAAGGAAUAGUCAUGAAUCUUCAUAGUACUGUAUCAUUAGAUUAUCAAUUUAGCACAGGAACUGUUGUAUGGUCUGAUGUUGCAGAAGAAUGCAUUAAAAAAGCACCAAUUGAUACUGGAUCACCCAUAGAGAAAAUCAUAGAUACAGAUAUAAAAAUACCAGAUGGAAUUGCAGUUGACUGGAUAUAUAAUAACAUAUACUGGACUGAUACGGGAAAAGAUACUAUUGGUGUAUCAGAUUUACAAGGAAGAAACCGAAAAACUUUGAUUUCAAGUGGAAUGGAUGAACCAAGAGCAAUUGUUUUAAAUCCUCUGGAAGGUUGGAUGUUCUGGACAGAUUGGGGGGAACCAUCAAAAAUUGAAAGAGCAGGAAUGGAUGGAACUCAUCGCAAAGUUAUAGUUUCAACAGAUAUAAAAUGGCCAAAUGGGUUAGCAAUUGAUUUAGACAGUAAGAGAUUGUUCUGGGUGGAUGCCAAGCUUCAUAUUCUGUUUAGCUCUGAUUAUGAUGGUAGUAAUCGACGUGUGGUAAUGUCUUCGCCAAUCAUGCUAAAACAUCCAUUUGCAAUUGAUAUUUUUGAGGAUUGGGUUUAUUGGACUGACUGGGAAUCAGAAGCAAUUCACAAAAUGAAUAAAUUUACUGGUCAAGAAUUGAGUAAUAUUGCAGUUGGAAUAUUUUCACCAAUGGAUUUACAUGUCUAUCAUCCAUACAAGCAACCAGAAGGCGUCAAUUAUUGUAAAAAUAUGAAUGGAAUGUGUUCUCACCUGUGUUUACCAGCUCCACUUCUUACAAAUGAUUCUGCAAAGUUUUCAUGUGCAUGUCCAGAUAAUAUGGUCUUAUUUACAGAUAAACACACUUGUAUAGAACAAGUUACUACUACUGUAACGAUAAAAGAAACGAAUCCUCCAAACACUACUCAAUCACUAGUCACUGUUUCAGCUUCAAUUUUAUCAAAGUUAACAACUAUCCCAUCUACUACUAAAGUUCUAACUACCACCACAACCUCUACCACCCCUACCACAUCCACAACCUCCACUACUAUGAAGCCCAAAUUGAUUGUCAAGCCUACUUCCACUACUUCCAGUUCUUCACUACCUAAAGUUCUAACUACUACCACUUUCAUCACAUCCUCUACCUCCACUACCAUGAAGCCAAAAUUGAUUGUCAAGCCUACUUCUAUGUUGACUAUAAACUAUACUGUAUCAACCCAUUUGAAUGCUCACACAUCUGAAACUACUCCUGAAAAGACAAAGGCAGAAACAACUGAGCAUAUCGAAAUCCAUAAUCUGACACCUUCUGUACCAACACGUUAUUCUGAAAUUAAUUAUACUGCACCUUACUAUCACGAGCAGCAAGUUGCUCCAAAGGAGGAACCAGAUACAGGAAGGAUAGCUGGAAUUAUAAUUGGUGUAUUGGGUGGAGUGGCUAUAUUCACUACACUGGUUGCGUUUCUACUGUAUAAACAUUACCUGCGAAGAAAUGUAACCAGUAUGAAUUUUGAUAAUCCAGUGUACCGCAAAACAACAGAAGAUCAGUUUAGUCUAGAAAAGAAUCAGUAUCAACCAGCCAGGUCGUAUCCACCUAGUCUGGAACCAUUGACGUCACCUGGCACAAAUGAAUUUGUUUAAUGUCUUCAUAUUAUUUUACAUAGUUAACAAAUCUGAUUGUUUGAGUGUGUGUCCAUAGCAACACUGCAGUCUACGAAGCAUUGGUAUUGUGCUUUUGCGCCAGUACCAUACUAACGAACAUUGUGCAAAAAUUUGGAAAUACCCAAUUGCAUCCACUGACUGUUGCUUUGGUCACAUUAGGAAAGUGAUGUAGAUUGAGAACUGCCAAAUCGUGUUGAUGAAAGUGAACAUUGUUAAGAUAAUUAAAUGCAUCUGUCCAGAGUGAAAGCCACAACGUUCGGAACAGUGAGGUAGGCCAUCGUCAUCCGCUCCAUGGGCCAUUCUCCCGUACCGUGACAUCAAGCUAUUGUUGUUAUUGUAUAUGGUUACCUUGUUUGUUAUUUUAGAACUUUAUAACAAUGCAGGUCUACAAAUUUGUACAGAAGUUGCUUCAGAUUAUCUGCAAACUUUUUUUCUUAUUAUGUGACUAAUUAUUCUGUAAAUUAUUGCAUGUAGUUUAAAACUGUACACAAACUAUCCCUCCAGUGUCCUCUCUUUCUUGGAAUCUCAUUUUGAAAAAUUUUAUUUCAAGAAGAAAGUUUUUGUAUACAAAUAACUGCAUUUCUUUACAUUGUAGAAAUUUCACAUUUUUCAUAUUCUUGUGAAAUUUGCUCAAAUUUGUCAAAAUGCUGUAAAUAAAACUUAUUGAAAUGUAUCAUUUUCAAAUUGUUUAAAAAAAAAAA
Molecule: messenger RNA, 3847 nt
Organism: Centruroides sculpturatus (bark scorpion)
Lineage: Eukaryota; Metazoa; Arthropoda; Arachnida; Scorpiones; Buthidae
Product: very low-density lipoprotein receptor-like
Exons: 21
Coding region: 141-3125 (994 amino acids)
Molecular function (GO): calcium ion binding; protein binding
Source: RefSeq, a predicted model, not a curated record